CUUGACGUUCUUGACUAUCAUGUCUCAACAGCAGAGGUCACUAGUCGUCCUCGGAGCAGGGGUGAUCGGUCUCACAGCCGCUUAUCUGGCGGCAACAGAUGAGGAGUCGUCCUUCAAGAUCACUGUUGUAGCGAGGGACAUGCCGGAAGAUAUGGGCUCUCAAGGCUGGGCAAGCCCUUGGGCGGGCGCAAAUUGGAGUCCGAUGCCAUACGGAGAGGAAGACGCGCGGAUUGCGCGGUGGGAGAAGCAGACGUUUGACAAAUUCUGGGACAUGAUACCCACUGGGCUUGUCAAGCUUCUGCCCUCGUCUUUGUAUGCGCGAAGGCCAGAAACGGACUCUGAUGGUUAUGCCAGAACUCUGUGGUGGAGAGAUCUUGUAAAGAAUCUUCAUUCCAUACCUGCCGAUGAGAUACCAAAGUCAUGCAACAUCGGCCUAGGUUUCUCCACAUAUUCCGUCAACCCGUCUGUAUAUUUGCCAUACCUGAAACAAGAGCUCGUGUCUCGUGGAGUUGCAUUUGUGAAACAGCACGUCCGAACAAUAGAUGAAUUACUCCCACUUACAGGCCCUGAAGGUGUAUUGAUCAAUGCGUCAUCGCUGGGCUCCAAGUCGUUGAUUGGUGUUGAGGAUCAAAAUCUCUUUGCCAUUCGGGGCCAGACUAUUUUGGUCCAAUGUCCCGGCCUUGAUCAGUUCCUGCAGUACGAGAUAGAGGAUCAUGACGCAGGUGAAGAUGCCACUUACAUUAUACCCCGCCCUGGGGGCGCACCCUCUGAUCAGGUCAUUUUGGGAGGAGUAUUCCAGGUAGGUAACUGGGAUACAUCCGUGAACAUGAAUACGGCAAAGAGAAUCUUCGAUAGCUGUUGCAAGCUCGCACCGAUACUGCAUAGCAAAGAAACCAGGGUUUUGUCUCACAACGUUGGCCUACGGCCUGCGAGACAAGGAGGUCCAAGAGUCGAAGCGGAGUGGAUAGGGAUCCCAGUCACAUCUACCCACUCUUUGCUGCCCUGGACAGCUUUGCCGGAGAACACGCCCAAGAAACUGCUGACGGUGCACGUUUAUGGGUUUGGGCCUGGAGGCUACCAAAAUUCAUGGGGAGCAUGCGCCGAAGCCAUCUCCCUCUUGAAGCAGCACAUACGCCAAUAUUGAUCGCGUGUUGGGCUUGGUGUAGGCUCCAAUGGGCUUCCUGCCACGGGAAAAUCUAGGCAGUAAGGAAAUUGACCGUUCCAACUUAUCGAGUUGCUUCUGUACGACUCAGACGAGCAAGACUCGGAGAAUCCCAAUUGAUGUACUAGAUCGUCGUUGACAUAUGCUGGUUAC
This is a messenger RNA of Coniophora puteana RWD-64-598 SS2, 1315 nucleotides long. RefSeq names its product FAD dependent oxidoreductase. Gene Ontology annotation, molecular function: D-amino-acid oxidase activity; FAD binding. The coding region runs from base 20 to 1144 and encodes 374 amino acids. NCBI's taxonomy places the organism in Eukaryota, Fungi, Basidiomycota, Agaricomycetes, Boletales, Coniophoraceae. The transcript has 8 exons. The record is from RefSeq and is a predicted model, not a curated record.